AUGGCGACGCGCGGUGUGGCGUGCGGCGUGCGCGUCGCGUCGACGCGUCGUCGAACGACCGCGCGCGCGCGCGCACGGAUGAUGAUUGACACGAGUCAACAAUCGACAAAGAAUCAAAUAAUCACCCGCUCGAGCGUCGACGGCGCCUCGAACGACGCACCGCGCGUGUGCGUCGUCGGAACGACGUCGUGUCCGCACUGUAAGCGCGCGAAAGCGGCGUUGGAGGCGAAGAAUAUUGCGUACGAGGAGAUCUCGGUGGACGGCGACGGCGACUUGCGAGCCGUGAGCAGCGCGCUCGCCGGGUUUCGCUCGGUCCCGCAGGUUUACGUCGGCGGUGUGAUCUACGGUGGUGCGGACGACACGUGUGAUGGGUUGAAGUCGGGGGAGUUCGAGAGGUUGGUCAGAGAGGCGGAGAUCGAAGCGAGGGGCGGGGCGCCCGGAAAGCUUCGGGACGCCGCGGACGCGCGCACCGCGGGACGCGAGUUACCGGAACCGGUUCCACCGGCGCCGGCGGCGAGAUCGUCGUGGUUAACGCAGUUGGUGAAGGAGAGUGAAACGAGUUCGUCGGGGAAGACGAGCGCGAAAGAGGUGGCGAACGAGAUGGCGAAAGAGGACGGCGGCGUGACGCGGUCGACGAGAAGACGAUUUGGAGGUCUCUCGAGCGGGCCGUUCGGAUUGGUGAAGACGCAUGUCGGGACGUUCACGCCACGAGAGGCGGUGGAUUGGAUGAUCGCGAACAAAAAAGCGGAGACGACGGAGGAUGCCGUACGUUUGGGGGAAGAGAUGGUGCUCGAGAGAUUGAUUCAAGACGUGGACGCAGCGGCACCCUUUGUGCUCGACGGAGACGCGCUGUUUCGAUUUCGCUCCGAAGCGCCAUCUCUCGGGUGCGCGCCGCUCAAUUGCGCUAAGCUCUACGUCGGCGAAUCCAGGGACGCCAAGAGCGUAGUUGAAGACGUUCGAAAUCGCAUUUUAAAGCUGUACGAUGAGUUUCUCUCCGCCGACGGACGAGCUGUGGAUUACGCCGGGUUGCGCGCGAGCGCGGGGUUCAAAGAUUUCGUCGAAUCUUCCGAGGAGUUGCAGCGAGUGAACCUCAACGCGCUCUCGCGCGAGGAGCGCAUCGCGUUCUUCAUCAACGUCUAUAAUGCCCUCGUGAUCCAUGCCACGUGCGUGUUCGGCGCUCCAAAGAAUACGAUUGAGCGCUUAGACUUCUUCUCCAAGGCGUCAUAUGACAUCGGCGGGUCGACGUACACGUGUGAUGACAUCGAGAAUGGGAUCUUACGCGGGAACCGACCCGGAGCAGCGACGAUCGGUGCGCUCACCGGACGUCCGUCGCUCUCGCGCGGGCCAUUCCGCGCGGGCGAUCCGCGGAGGAACCACGUGGUGAUUCCGAUGGAUCCUCGAAUCCACUUUGCCCUCGUGUGUGGCGCUCGUUCGUGUCCGCCUAUCCGCGUGUACACCGCCGCAGACAUUGAACGCGAGCUUGAGGACGCGACUUACGCGUUCUUUGAGUCCGAGAUCGACAUCAAGCGCGGUGAAGACGGCGAGGUGGCUUCGGCGGCGGUGAGUAAAAUCGUUGGCGAGUGGUACAAAUUCGACUUUGGUUCGACCGACGUCGAGCGCCUCAAGUACGCGUCCAAGUAUAUGAAAAGCGGCGACGAUCGAGACGCGCUGAUUCGAGCGCUUGAACGCUCUAACGCAACGAACGUCAAGCUCACGACGCGCGCGUACGACUGGACACUCAACGACGGUAAAUGA
Messenger RNA from Ostreococcus tauri, 1755 nucleotides. RefSeq names its product Domain of unknown function DUF547. Gene Ontology annotation, biological process: intracellular signal transduction. NCBI's taxonomy places the organism in Eukaryota, Viridiplantae, Chlorophyta, Mamiellophyceae, Mamiellales, Bathycoccaceae. The transcript has a single exon. The record is from RefSeq and is a predicted model, not a curated record. Bases 1 to 1755 code for a protein of 584 amino acids.